Plodia interpunctella (Indianmeal moth) is the source of this 2737-nucleotide messenger RNA. Its product is annotated as O-acyltransferase like protein-like. The transcript is spliced from 13 exons. The record is from RefSeq and is a predicted model, not a curated record. The coding region runs from base 36 to 2189 and encodes 717 amino acids. Gene Ontology annotation, molecular function: acyltransferase activity, transferring groups other than amino-acyl groups. NCBI's taxonomy places the organism in Eukaryota, Metazoa, Arthropoda, Insecta, Lepidoptera, Pyralidae.
UGCAACCGGCAGAUUCAGUUUACACAGGCGCAACAAUGGAUUUCAAACUUCUGCUUUUGACUGCGUACGUUUGUGGAGCGAGUGCGUUCAGAAAUGCAUUCGAUACGGACUUAUAUGAGAGUGUCAUUGAUGAUGUUCAGUGCAGGGAACAGCUCGAUUAUUUGGGAAACAGCUCGCUAGGUCUGCGUUUCCUAGAUGCCAGUGCUAAGAUCCCUUCAGGAAUCGUGUCGGGCAACAUCAAUGAUCUCGGAGACUACUACCAAUGUCUGGCCAUAGACCAGACAGAAUCAGCCAUGCAGUUUCAAGGCAAAUACUGCACUGUCAUCAUGCCUAUGGACCAAGCACCAAUACAAAUUCCAGAAUGGCCUGACAUACCAGAUCUGAAUAUAACCCUCCCGGAGAAUAUCACAUGGCCUGAGUUACCCGAGUGGCCGACGCCUGAUAGUGAAUUUAUGAUGAAUUUAGAGAAAAUGAUACAGUUGCAGAAGUUUUCGAGAACGUUAGCAGGAGUUGGACGAGAGGAAUCAGUGGCAAAUGAAAAUGCAGAAGGAAGAAUAUUCCCCAUGCUGAUCUCGACGUUUGGAUCGACCCUAGCGUUCUGUAUACCCAAGGUGUGCAGCACGAGACAGGCGGUCGACUUCAUACAACAACGACUCAUCUUCCUUAACUUCACCUACAAUGAAUACUAUUGUCGUCUCCCUAACGAUAAACCGUUUGCGCCCGCUGACUACACUGCUUUUGCAAUUUUCGGCGUCAUCGCAAUCUUGCUGGUCUUAAGUACUGCAUAUGAUCUCUCCUGCGUCUUUUAUUUGGAGACAGAGCCGAAUCCCCUAUACCGCUGCUUCUCCGUCUACACAAACACGCGUAGAUUCCUCACGUUCAACUCCCCGCCUGGAGCCCUGGAGUGCGUGGACGGCAUCAGAGCCAUCUCCAUGGCCUGGGUCGUCGUCGGCCACACGUACUCUAUGACUCUGCUGGGAUUCCUUCACAAUGCUCCGGAUAUUCUUUUGUGGAUGCGUCAGUUCUCCAGCACCUGGGUGAACGCAGCCCCCAUCACCGUCGAUACAUUCUUCCUGCUCAGCGGCAUCUUAGCUGUUUACAGUACUAUUGGCAAGAUCAGUCGAAGUCGUUUUAUCAGAAGCAUCCACUUGUUCUACAUCAACCGCCUCCUGAGGAUGUUCCCGCUCCUGGCCGCUGUAAUCUUGCUCCAGGCCUCGGUCCUUAAUCACGUGUCAGAUGGUCCUUUCUGGCAGAACACAGCUCAGGCCACUGAGAACUGUAGGAAGUAUUGGUGGUCUGCACUGCUGCAUGUCCAGAAUUAUGUCAAUACUCUUAAUCUGUGCUUAGCUCAGACCUGGUACCUCUCAGUGGACAUGCAACUGUACUACGUGUGCCCGAUCAUCAUGUUCUGGAUGUUCGGCUCCAGGAAGCUGGCAUGGGUAGCCGUGGCUUUCAUCUUACUGGUUUCUCUUGUAUUGUCUUCAGUCAUCAGUUUUAUGAAUGACUUCUCAGCAGCUCUCGUACAUCCGGGACGAAUGGGAGAAUUCCAAGACUAUAUUCGAGUCUACUACAUCAACACUUUAACGAGAGCUCCUCCUUUCUUCGUGGGCAUGGUGUAUGGGUAUAUGCUGCACACGUGGCGGGACCAGAAGAUUCGAAUUGCGAAGAUAAACGUCUACCUCCUCUGGAUUCUCUCUCUUUUGAUGAUGUCGUUCUGCAUCUUCACCAUCUACCCGGUGAUGCAGUUAGACCACGACGCCCAGACCUUCGACAACUUCCUCAACGCGUACAUGAGGGCCAUUUGGGCUUGUGCUCUGGGUUGGCUUAUCUUUGCCUGUGUCAAAGGCUAUGGAGGUCCAAUAAAUUGGUUGCUGUCUCUGAGAAUGUGGAAGUUGCCUGCGCGCCUGUCGUUUGCGAUGUAUCUCAUCCAUCUGCCGCUGAUCAUGGUCGCCAACAGCAGCUGGUUGAAGACCCAUUACUUCACCAACGGCGAAACUAUGUACCGGUUCAUGUCAGACUUUUUGCUGACAUUUUUGGCUGCGUUCGUGUUGUGCAUUGCCAUAGACGCGCCCUUCUCAACCCUUCAAAAAUUCUUACUAGGAGGUAAAAAGAAAGCACCUCGCCCUCAGAAAACUGAAUCUAAGCAGGUCAUAUACGACAAUGAAGAUGUUAUCAAAACUUCUCUCUAAAUUGAAGAUAAAAAUUGUAAUGGUGAAUAUUUGUCUCAUAAUACUAAAGAGGAUUUGGGCAUUUAAAACUAGACUUUACCAAAUAUUCGAAUCUGGUGUUACAAGUAAUAAGUUUAAUAUGUUUGUGUGUGCGAAUGUCUGUCCGUGGCAUCAUAGCGGUCAAACCGAUUUUGAUCUAGUGUUUUUUUUUUUAUUUAAAAGAGAAUUUAAUCGAGAAUGGAAAUUAUAUGUAUUGGGAAUCUUUAGCUCUUUCGUAAGGAUAAGAGGAUGCCAGCGACUUUGAAGUCAAAUUCAAACUGUGGAUUGAUAAUUUACCUGUAAUGUCACAAGUGUUGCUGUGUCGACACACUUUAUUUAUUAAUUAGAGAUAAACAAUUAUUUAUUGUACGCCUAUUAGAUGUAAGUAGUGAAUUAAUUAGUCUUAACGUUACGAGGUAUGCGCACCUAAACUACAACAAUCUCCUUGUGUUGUUCAAUAAGAAUACAUUGUACAUAUAAUAUUCUAAUAUAAUGCUUCUGUAAAUAAAUUUUGUAUUUUUGUAAACGUU